AUGUCUCUCAGCAGCAAACUGCCUCGCGAUUCUGUGAGCGCGCGAUGCGACGGCCGUGCUCUCCAUUGUCGCUUUACUAGUGGUCGCGGCCGUGACUUUGUCUGCCCUCCUUUCUCUGCUGCCAUUACACCUCUCAUUUCUCUGAGGGCGAGAUGUGACGGCCGAGAUCUCCUCACCCGUGCUCCCCGAUGUGGUCGCGGUCGUGACUCCCUCGGCGCUGCUUUCGGCGUUGCCUGCGACCUUAAAGCUGGCGAUUCCCUCAAUGGUCUCAACGCCGGCGAUACCCCCUCAGCCGUGCUCCCCGAUGUGGUCGAAGCCGUGACUCCCUCGGCGCUGCUUUCCGCGUUGCCUGCGACCUCAAAGCUGGCGAUUCCCUCAAUGGUCUUAACGCCGGCGAUUCCCCCAAUGACUUGUUUGCAUCAUGCUCAUAAUGCGAUCCUAAAACUGAAGUUCAACAAGCAGCAGUCCGGGUUGAACCAAUCAGAGAAAGGCCGCAAAUUUGAGUAUGAUCUUGUAUACCCUCCAACCAAGAAAUCACACGCUUCAUUCCUCAUUUCCUAUCCCGAUAGAGGGGGGGAGGGGGGGAGGGGUAAAAGGAAUGUGCAGCCGAACAUCCCAUUGCCAAAUUAUACUUUUGAUGAGCAUGAUUUGGAGCCUAUCGAAUACGUGUCGCUUGUUGUUGUACAUGACUAUCAUCGAGGGGGAAGCGGUUUUACUCAACAGUUUACAUCAGAUUGGACACAGCACGGCAAGUCAAGUGGUCUGACUAUAUUGGAAUAUUAUUCCUUGUUGUGUUUGAUCUUGCUGAAAAUCUCUCCCACCCUUGGACUUCCUAUUAAUCGGCUCAUGACCGCCAAAAGGGCUCAUCGGAUAUCCUCAGCAAUUUUGAGCCGGCUGAAUGUUGUGAAUGUAAUAUUGGGGUCUAAGAUGAGUCUGAGACUUGAAGUAGUCACGAAGACGGGAGUGCCAGAAGCUGUCGGCCUUAACAGCACAAGUGGAAUGAGAAGCCUUCGUCCUCCAUUUUUAGGUUGUAAGCGGAGUGAUCUGGUUUAUUUGUCUGUUAUCGAUAAAGAGACAGCGGCACUCUCGGACCAGGCAUUAGCUGCCACAGUUAGCGACCCCACAAUACUAAAGAAACCUGCAAAGUCAAAGACAGGCUGGACGUCCUCUGUGAUAGGGUGGACGACAGUGGGUCUUGUGACGAAUUUGCACGGCCCGAAAUUCUUCUGCUCAAUGAACGUCAUCUCCGGACCUUGCGUCACGUUUAGUAUAGCUCGCGAGAAAUACGGUGCCAGUGGCGACCCCACCGGAAAUGCCUGA
Molecule: messenger RNA, 1320 nt
Organism: Striga asiatica
Lineage: Eukaryota; Viridiplantae; Streptophyta; Magnoliopsida; Lamiales; Orobanchaceae
Source: the annotation of a GenBank genome assembly